AUGAAAGCUAAGUGGGAAGUGAAGAGUCUUGAUCACCACCCGGCGAUUCGUACAAAAAAACAGAAUAAUGUUGCUGCAAGGCAGAUGGAAAACCAAAUCUCUUUCAUGGAGAACAAGUGCAUUUCUCAAACAGCAAGGCUAGAAAAGUCAAUGAAAAAUCUAAGGCGACAACUGGAUGAAAUGUCGUUGGAGAAUGAACGAACUGGAGAAGAACGAGCUAGACAACGUAUCACAUCAAGUUAUUUGAUGCGUCAGUAUUCUGUGACCCCUGAUUCAAAUACAAUGCGGCGAAAUUUUAAUUCUUGUGAGUUCCUUGUGCCUCAAAGUAAGCAUCAAUGUGUUCAUUUUCCUUGUACAGCCCCAAAAUCCUACCAUACCAUUGGCUUCAGGAUCGACCCAGACAACACUUCCUGGACACCAUGGAAACAGUUGCGACGCAACCUCAGUGACACGGCUUUGGCUGCCAUGGGGAAGUCUGCCAUAUUGAACACAGGCAUUUCCCGAUUAACAGCUCAGAGGAGAUCAGAAUUGUUAAAAACAGAAAUAGAGUGCCGACGGAAGAGAUCAGAAAAAGAAAAACCGCCAUCUUGGCAAGUGAAUUAUGGGAAACCAACACCUUACAAAAGACUGAAAUAUCCUGUAAGGCUAGACCCAAUAGAUAUGACAUAG
Molecule: messenger RNA, 669 nt
Organism: Ylistrum balloti
Lineage: Eukaryota; Metazoa; Mollusca; Bivalvia; Pectinida; Pectinidae
Exons: 1
Coding region: 1-669 (222 amino acids)
Source: RefSeq, a predicted model, not a curated record